Messenger RNA from Rhagoletis zephyria (snowberry fruit fly), 278 nucleotides. RefSeq names its product probable ubiquitin carboxyl-terminal hydrolase FAF. NCBI's taxonomy places the organism in Eukaryota, Metazoa, Arthropoda, Insecta, Diptera, Tephritidae. The record is from RefSeq and is a predicted model, not a curated record.
UGAUGGAAAUUUUCUGUUACAUUAAGAAGCUCAUAGAGGACAGAGCUGUUGGUGAGGAAGGUGUCGAGUUACUGCAGUACUGCAACUGGGAAAAUCCGCAUUUCGCACGUGCCCCACUCGUAUGGAAUAGUAGCUUAUGUCAAAAGGCUGGUUUUAGUAUAAUGCGGCAUUCGCAGCAUACCCUCACUGGCGCCGAGCCGUUGAAGAAAUUUUGGCAAAUAAACUUGCAAGAAAUAGUUCCGAUACUAGCACGUCCGUAUUCUUGUUAAGGGUCAUCA